CUGACGCCGUCACGCGGCCGGUAUCUCUUUCUUCACGCACGUUCGUGGUUUAUCUCAUCGCGUGCAAGACCGGUAUAGCGCGGGUGGUAAUUUUUCUAUUUUCUCGAUCUUCCCGCCUGUCGUUACACUGCGAGAGUGUAUAAACAAUGGCAGAUCAACAAGAGAACAAGGAUUUCAGUGAAGACGUAGCGGAGCAAAAUUUUGAGAAAAAUGGCGAGGCCGAAAGCGCGGGUACCGGCGGUGGUGGCGGCGGCGACGCCGUAGAGAAUGGCCAGGAUUCGCAGGAAGACAGAAAAUUAUUUGUCGGAGGACUCAGUUGGGAAACUACAGACAAGGAACUAAGAGAACAUUUCAGCACAUAUGGCGACAUUGAAAGUAUUAAUGUCAAAACUGAUCCUAAUACGGGAAGAUCGAGAGGAUUUGCUUUUAUCGUGUUUGCUAAAGCGGAAGCACUUGAUAAAAUUAUGUCAGCUGGAGAUCACAUCAUUAACAAUAAAAAAGUCGAUCCGAAGAAGGCGAAAGCUAGACAUGGUAAGAUUUUUGUUGGUGGUCUGUCUACAGAACUUUCAGACGACGACAUCAAAAAUUUCUUCUCACAGUUCGGAAAUAUUGUCGAAGUGGAGAUGCCAUUUGAUAAGACAAAGAAUCAACGAAAAGGUUUCUGCUUUAUUACAUUUGAAUCUGAACAAGUGGUUAAUGAGUUACUGAAGACGCCAAAACAGACAAUUAAUGGAAAAGCAGUUGAUGUGAAAAAGGCGACACCAAAAUUGGAUGGCAUGGGCGGAAUGCGUGGAGGCAUGAUGGGGAGAGGAAGAGGUGCUCGAGGCGGCCGAGGUCGCGGAUUUGGUGGUCAAGGUGGUUGGGGACAAGGAUACGGGGGCGGUUAUGGCGGCGGUUAUGGCCAAGGUGGAUAUGGCGGCGGUUAUGACGGUUACGGAGGAUAUGAUUACUACGGCGGCGGUUAUGGUGGAUACGGUGGUUACGAUUACAGUGGAUAUGGAGAUGGCUAUGGCUAUGGCGGUGGUAAUUACGAAGGUGGCUACGCAGGCGGGCGUGGUGGUGUACGCGGUAAAGGAGGUUCGGGCUACGGAAAGCAAAGAGGUGGAGGACGUCAAAAUCAAAGGCAUCAACCGUAUUAACGAAAAUUCCCAUCCGCGAUCGCAGUGCAAUUCGCGCCGUAAUCUGAUAUUCUUCCUCACUACCGAUCUCUUCAUUCGUCCAGUCAUCAUUCCAUUAAGCCACGCCUCUCCUAGCAAGAAUUUCGACAAUUUUUGGACAAUGUGAUCAACUGCUGCUACCAAAUCAAUCACGAAAAGCUACGAUGGAAACAGCAGUACAAUUUCGUUUUAUAUUUAACUCCGAUUUAUUAUUCCGUGUCUAUAUGCUUUCCUUUCUGCCGUUUGCAGUACGAAUUCGUGUCAUUUAUCUCCUUUUUAACAGUGUGUUUGCGGUAGAAAAGCAAGCAUAUAAAAUUGCCACUUAGAUUCCGAUUGUAAUACAGAGCAAAACGUGAAGUAUCCAACAGUAUCAGUCUUACAAGAAAUGUUGCCGUACGAUAAAGUGAAAUAAGGAUAGUUGUAUAAAAUAAAAUGUAAGCACGUGUAUGUGCCCGAUUAGAAAAAGA
Messenger RNA from Pseudomyrmex gracilis, 1624 nucleotides. RefSeq names its product RNA-binding protein squid-like. Bases 147 to 1139 code for a protein of 330 amino acids. Gene Ontology annotation, cellular component: nucleoplasm. The record is from RefSeq and is a predicted model, not a curated record. The transcript is spliced from 9 exons. Gene Ontology annotation, molecular function: RNA binding. Gene Ontology annotation, biological process: regulation of gene expression. NCBI's taxonomy places the organism in Eukaryota, Metazoa, Arthropoda, Insecta, Hymenoptera, Formicidae.